GAUUCGUUGCGCGGCAUCUAGUUUAACCGCAGGACGACUAAGCCAGCAGUCACGAUGGCCGCAUCUGGACAAGAUAACCUGUCGGAACUGUCCCCUGCUGCCGCCCCAAAUUUGGAUUGGUAUGAGGAGCCGGAAGAAACUCAUGCUCCCGAGGCAGAUCUUGAGACUGUCAUCCCGUCAGCCCAGGAACCUUGCAAUCCUUCGGAGCCCUUUUGCCCAAGAGACCUGGUGCCGGUGGUGUUUCCUGGGCCCGUGAGCCAGGAAGGCUGCUGCCAGUUUACUUGUGAACUUUUAAAGCAUAUCAUGUACCAACGCCAGCAGCUCCCUCUGCCCUAUGAACAGCUGAAGCACUUCUACCGAAAACCUCCCCAGGCAGAGGACACAGCAAGGAAGAAACCUCGGCUUGCCACUGAGGUGAGCAGCAGGAAGUGUCAUCAGGCUUUGGCGGAGCUGGAGAGUGUCCUCAGUCACCUACAAGACUUCUUUGCCCGAACACUCGUGCCACAAGUGUUGAUCCUGCUUGGAGGCAAUGCUCUCAGCCCCAAAGAAUUCUAUGAACUCGACCUGUCCAGGCUGGCCCCAUUCAGUGUGGACCAGGGCCUGAACACAGCAGCUUGCUUGCGUCAUCUGUUCAGAGCCAUCUUCUUGGCAGACCCAUUUAGCGAGCUGCAGGCUGCCCCGCUCAUGGGUACCAUUGUCAUGGUACAGGGCCACCGUGACUGUGGAGAAGAUUGGUUUCGACCCAAACUGAACUACCGGGUGCCCAGCCGAGGCCACAAACUCACGGUGACACUGUCUUGUGGCAGACCUUCUGUCCCAGCCAUGGCUUCAGAGGAUUACAUUUGGUUCCAGGCACCAGUGACACUUAAAGGUUUCCAUGAGUGAAGGGAUAAGGACAAUGGCUGAAUCCUCUCCCCCUCUCGUGCCAGGGCAUCCAUCUUCCUGCUGAGGGAGGAAGGUUCUGUCCUGGCUGUGUCCUGGCUGUGUGCCUCCUCUUCCCAGACCUCCUGGUGACUGAUGGUGUGUGUCUAUGGCUGUGAUAAUCAAGCAAAGUCCCUAAAUCAACGACUGAGUCCCAGAGGCCCCUGUGCCAGGUGGUUCUGUUUGGGAGUAGAGAGCAAGGCUGUGCCGGCAGACCCUCUAAGGGAGACGAAGGUGCGUCUCUGCUUUAUGCUAUGGAUUUUCAGAACCGUUACCAGCAUCAUAAUGUGGGUGUGAUUCAUGAAUUUAAAUAUGAUGAGAUGAACAGAACUAUAUUAAAAUUUCCUAACACUUUUGAUUUAGA
Messenger RNA from Arvicanthis niloticus (Nile rat), 1285 nucleotides. RefSeq names its product MAD2L1 binding protein (gene Mad2l1bp). The record is from RefSeq and is a predicted model, not a curated record. Gene Ontology annotation, cellular component: nucleus. Gene Ontology annotation, biological process: regulation of exit from mitosis. NCBI's taxonomy places the organism in Eukaryota, Metazoa, Chordata, Mammalia, Rodentia, Muridae.